AUGGGCAUCCAUCGCGAUGCUCGGGCCGCCCAAGCUGGCUCCUCCGCACUCAAUCCAUUGGUUCAAGAAUUUGGGAAUCUUCAAGUCCUGGAUGAUCUGAUUCGCCUGCGGGCUGCCGAUACUAUUCAACAUUCAAUUCUUGCAUAUCCUCAUUCAGAAACGGAUCCUGCUUCGUAUGACUACUAUAGUGGUCAAGAUCUGGAUGUCCUGGUCGACCAGGCUGUCACGGUUCUCAUGGAGGAUGGGUUCAAGCAGAUCAAGCAGGAGGAAUCAACCGUGGCACUCCUCACAUUGUCGGAUUUCGAUAUGGUGAUCACGUUCUUUGCCCUAACUCGGCUUGGUUACACCGUCAUGAUGCUUUCUCCAAGGCUCUCGGGGGAAGCUUGCGUUUCAUUACUGGAAACAGUUGAUUGUUUGACAAUUAUCUAUGGCAACUCAGUUGGGAUUCGCUCAACUUUGGGUGACAUCCUGCGCCGAAGGCUAGUGAGUUGUCGUCCGAUUGUCAACUGUGAGCGAAUCAGAAAGACAGAAUCUCCUGCUUUGGUUCUUCAUCAAAAUAGAAACCCAGAAAGGAUCGCUCUCAUUCUUCAUUCUUCUGGAUCAACAGGGACUCCCAAGCCACUUUUCCUUACGCACCGGGCGAUCAUGACUCACCCUCUCAGAGGCCCUGGACUCACUUCGUUCAAUCCUCUGCCAUGGUAUCACCUCCAUGGUCUAUCUACUGCCUUGCAGGCGAUGUGGAUGAGAAAGACUGCAUACAUGUGGAACGCUGCACUGCCGUUGACCGUUGACUUUGCAAUCGCUGCUCUGGAGGAGACACGACCGGAGUCCUUAGCGGCAGUUCCGUACAUGCUCCAGAUUCUGAUCGAUGAUCCUCGUGGCAUAAAAGCGUUGCGAAAAUGUCGACUGGUCACUUAUGGAGGUGCACCCUGUCCUGAUGAACUGGGGGACCACCUGGUCAGUAAAGGGGUCCGUUUUGGAGGUGCAUUUGGCCUCACAGAGGCUGGGCUCGUUGCUGAAUCCAUAUCUCGCCCCGAAGGUGAUCUCUACUGGAACUAUCUACGCUUCUUUGACAAUAUCCGCCCAUAUGUCUGGAUGAAGCCAGUUUCAAAGAUUGAGCCGCUUUACGAAUGUGUUUAUCUUGCUGGGCAUCCAGCACUCACAACGUCAAACUCCAAUGACCCGCCCGGAUCCUUUCAUUCAAAAGAUGUCUUUACGCCUCAUCCCACAAUCGCAGGCCGUUGGAAGUAUGUGUCAAGACUGGACGAUCGCAUUAAUUUAGCAAAUGGCGAAAAGGUCUUACCACUUCCUAUCGAAGGUUGUAUCAAACAGCACCGUCUUAUUCACGAUGCAGUCUUAGUUGGGGUGGGAAAGGCUGCCCCUGGUCUCUUGGUUGUGAAAGCCGACUCACCUGAAGCACGAACUUUGUCGGAGAGUGAAUACAUAAGCUCGAUCUGGCCAAUAGUUCAGGAGGCGAAUUUACGCGCAGAAGCCUUCUCUCGAGUUUCUCGUGACUUGAUUGCCAUUCUACCUUACGAGGCAAAGUUUCCAAGAACUGACAAAGGCUCAAUGAUUCGAGCUCAGGUUUAUGACCUAUAUCGCGAUCUCGUCGAAAGCCUCUAUUCUAAGGAUAGCACAGUGAUUGAAGGUCUUGAGCUGACGGUGGAUGAGACGGAAGCUGUUCUUUCUCAGAUGGCGCGUGAUGACCUUGGAAUACCAAUAUCAACUGUUGAUGCCAAAUUCUUUUCAGAAGGCAUUGAUAGUCUCAAGGCCAUUCAUUUCCGACGUCUAAUCCUUCAACGCUUCCACUUUGAUCAGAACAACGUACCCGGCUCAAAUAUCAUAUUUGAUGCAGGAAACAUAUCGGUAUUGGCGAGAAGUAUUUGCGGAUUACAAAGAGGGCUCAGUCUAACAGCAAGUGAGGAUGGGGGAUCAAGCAUCCUCAAUCUGGUUGAGAAGUACUCCGUGUUCCAGAGACAUGUUCCCCGACCAACUGCCGUCGGCACCAAGAGUGUGCUGUUAACAGGAGCGACUGGCUCUCUUGGAGCGCACGUGCUGUUUGAGCUACUGAAUGAUGAUUCUAUAUCUGCUGUCUACUGUCUUACGCGAAGAGAAACCCCCUUGGAGGAUAUCAUUGACAGUCUCACCAACAAAGAUCUCAGUGUGUCACCUCAACAACUGACCAAGAUUGUUGCUCUUAAAAGCUGCUUGGACCAGCCCGGCUUUGGUCUGGUAGUGGAUGGCUUGGUCUUUCAACAGAUGCUUGAAUCAGUCUCCCUGAUAAUACACACUGCCUGGCCUGUGAACUUCAACCUUCCGUUAUCGGAGUUUGAGUCUCAUGUCCAGGGAUUAUACAAUCUCACACAAUUCUCUCUGUCGGUGCAACGACAGAAGCCCGCGGUGAUGCUAUUCUGCUCAUCAAUCUCAACUGCCCUCGGCUCCCGGCUUGUCGAGGUUCCUGAAGAGCCGGUCGGCCUGGAAAGUGCUCUGACGGGGUAUGGUCAGUCAAAACUGGCUGGAGAGCGUGUCGUGAGCCAGGCGAGACACUUUGGAGCAAGAGCAUAUUCCCUUCGAAUCGGACAGGUCUCUGGUCACUCCAAGAAAGGUCUGUGGAAUGAUUCGGAAGCAAUUCCUCUAAUGAUCAGAUCAGCCCUGGCCAUGGGCUCACUGCCUGAAUUGCCUGGGACAUGCUCUUGGCUUCCUGUGGACAAAGCUGCCGCAACGAUACUGGAGCUGGCCAAAUCAUGCGCUGUGUCGGGUGGAAUUGGAUACAUUGCAACUGCGAGCUCUUCAACAACACCCUAUGUUGAUGAAUCCAUCUUCAACCUAUGCAACCCGAACGAAUUCAGUUGGGGUUCAUUGCUCGGCACAUUGAGAGAUGCGGGAUUCCGCUUUGAGACUCUCCCCUUCCAUUACUGGUUAAAUAGACUGCGUGAGAGCGAGGCAAGGGGCGAGGAGCUUAUCAACCCAGCUGUCAAGCUCAUUCAACAUUACGAGAGUGUAUAUGGCAGUGAUGGGGUUGCCGUGCGGAAUGGACCGAAGAGAUUUGUGACAACAAAAGCUGAAAGGUGCAGUAUCACAUUGCAGAAUGGGCGACUAAGAAUACUUGAGGACGGAAUCUUGAGAUGUUACGCCGAGGACUGGUUGACGAGGUGGACAAGGCGAACGACCACCUGA
Molecule: messenger RNA, 3177 nt
Organism: Penicillium salamii
Lineage: Eukaryota; Fungi; Ascomycota; Eurotiomycetes; Eurotiales; Aspergillaceae
Source: the annotation of a GenBank genome assembly